Messenger RNA from Paramecium pentaurelia, 353 nucleotides. The record is from the annotation of a GenBank genome assembly. NCBI's taxonomy places the organism in Eukaryota, Ciliophora, Oligohymenophorea, Peniculida, Parameciidae.
AUGGCACUUUAAAAAAUACCCCUAAAUUUAAUAAGCUAAUAUACAAUCAACUACCGUUCUUUGCUUCAAAAGUAACUAUUAGUAAAAUAUUCUGAAAAUUUAAGAAAAUUAANUUUGUAUGCAAACUUAUAGAUGUAAAUAAUAAAAACAAUUUUAGUGGUGGUGGAUCAUAUGAUGAUAAUGGUGAUGAGAUUAAGAUUGGAAAAUGGAUUGAAGAAAGUAGAGAGUUUAAUAAUAGAGAAUAAAUUAUUUAUAUUGGGGAAUAUCUUAAUGGCAAAAAGGUUGGUACAUGGAUUGAAAAAACAACGAGCAAUAGGGGUAUCACCUAAGAAGAAAUAAUAUAUGAUAAUUGA